Aspergillus aculeatus ATCC 16872 is the source of this 1161-nucleotide messenger RNA. Its product is annotated as NuoI/complex I 23 kDa subunit family protein. The record is from RefSeq and is a predicted model, not a curated record. Bases 1 to 675 code for a protein of 224 amino acids. Gene Ontology annotation, molecular function: 4 iron, 4 sulfur cluster binding; NADH dehydrogenase activity. NCBI's taxonomy places the organism in Eukaryota, Fungi, Ascomycota, Eurotiomycetes, Eurotiales, Aspergillaceae. The transcript has 3 exons. Gene Ontology annotation, biological process: mitochondrial electron transport, NADH to ubiquinone; mitochondrial respiratory chain complex I assembly. Gene Ontology annotation, cellular component: membrane.
AUGGCCUCCACCAAGUCUGUCGCCAGGCUUCUGGCCUAUUCCCGCCCAUCGCCUUUCGCUCUCCGUCCUACCCCCAUCGGCUCCAUCGCAAACUUCUCCUCCUCAGUCGCCCGCGCAGCUACGCCAGCUGGUCCUCCCCAACCGGGCUUCCGCUUGCCCCCUCCGCAGAAAUGGGACCAGUCCACUGAGUCUGCCCUCGACAAGGCCACCAAGUACUUCCUCAUGGCCGAGCUGAUGCGCGGCAUGUACGUCGUGCUGGAGCAGUUCUUCAGACCUCCUUACACCAUCAUGUACCCUUUCGAAAAGGGUCCCAUCUCCCCUCGUUUCCGCGGUGAGCACGCCCUGCGUCGCUACCCCACCGGUGAGGAGCGCUGCAUUGCCUGCAAGCUCUGUGAGGCCAUCUGCCCGGCCCAGGCCAUCACCAUCGAAGCCGAGGAGCGUGAGGACGGAAGCCGUCGGACGACCCGUUAUGAUAUCGAUAUGACCAAGUGCAUCUACUGUGGCUACUGCCAGGAGAGUUGCCCCGUUGACGCUAUUGUUGAGACCUCCAACGCUGAAUACGCCACUGAGACCCGUGAGGAGCUGCUGUACAACAAGGAGAAGCUCCUUGCCAAUGGUGACAAGUGGGAACCUGAGAUUGCCGCUGCCGCCAGAGCCGAUGCUCCUUAUCGUUAAGCUGCUUUUGGUGUUAGAAGACGAUUUUAAGCCAUCUUCCGACAUGAGGAGUUGGAUCUUGACGAGAGUAUGCGCUCCCAUUUGUCGGAAUGCUCGAGAGGUUCAAGCACUAAGAAGAAAAGGGAAUGUUGUUUUCAAAUUAUUGAGAAAGUGGAAGAGUAGGGCGGUCGCUCCUCACGGCGGGUUGACUCGGCCGCUCUAGCCUUCCACUACCCACCUUGUACAUAAACUAACGCUCGCAACCCUACCCCAACCCGAUUUCUCACCUGUAUUUGUCGGGCUCACUCCCAGAGGGGUGUCCUCUGCAGUUGCCUGGAAAUAUCCCGGCUCUGGUACUCUCUGGUCUUGUCUGCUAUUGUGUGUCUUCGAUGUCGAAGGAUAUUUAUCUUAUCUGCAUGUCUCGAUUAUAUGUGUCUGUUUACCUACACUGCUGUUUCCGGUUCUUUUUUUCCUAGGGAUUUUCAAAUCGAAGAAGUAUUCUUUUCC